Molecule: messenger RNA, 1291 nt
Organism: Bipolaris maydis ATCC 48331
Lineage: Eukaryota; Fungi; Ascomycota; Dothideomycetes; Pleosporales; Pleosporaceae
Source: RefSeq, a predicted model, not a curated record
AUGCACUCUCCCGCGGCCGUGCAGCCCUGGAAAGCUGGCGAUGAUGGGACAUGGCUGGAAGGUCGAGGUGAGCGAGGCCCGUCGCGGGCCAAUGACGUCGGCCCCAACCCGAUAACGAUAAGGAACCCAGCAACCGUCCCUUUCAUCACCCAACUCUGCACCCAGGAUCGUCCCGCAACCGUCCCGCCCUUCUUCUGUCCAGCACAGGUGCCACGUAGCAGCGACGCAGCUGGAGCCAGAGGUGUCAUGAAGCCCAAGACCUCGUCGUCGUCAUCGUCCGGGGAAAAGAAGAGGCGGGACGCGCCGGCGGACAGCGCGCUUCGCGGGAAUGGAAGGCCAAUCGUUGAGCAAUACUCAGAGAAGCGCAGCUCAAAGGACUCUAGCAGGAAAAGAAGAUCUGGAGACUCCACCCUGCCAGCGCAACGUUCCCCGCGCCGCCAACAACAUAGGGACGACCACCCUCCCCAAUCACAGCGUCAAUAUGAGGAUGCCUACCGGAGACGCGAGCACUACCGAUCAGCCCUGAAUGUAGAGGUACCACAGGAAUACCGGCGCUCGUUCGAGCCGGAAACUCUUAAUUCAUCUCAAGAGACUCUGUUGAACCCACGACCCCACCGAAGUCAACACCAUCGGCGACGGCACCCCACGCAAUCAUCCCAAGGCACUCUGCACGGGCGCGGAGCAAAGCGUGACCCUCCCAAGCAUUCAAAGUCAAAGAAGAACAUCCGGCCUGAGCCUUCACGUGGCUGGUCUUUCUUUGCGACUUCUCCACCAAGGACACCAAAGCGCGAACCUCGCAGCUACCAAACUCUUGAGUCUUCACCCCGUAGUCAUCGUUCGUCACGCCACUACUACUCUUCCACUACCCUUCAGCCAAGUCCCGAGUCUUCGCGCUCUCAGCACCGUCAACAUCGGCCCCGCCGGCACGAACAAUCAACAACGUCUUCGCGCCAAGCUCGUCCUCGCACACCCAACACGACCGUCCGUCGUGUACCGGACCGACGCUUUGCCGUCCUGGCUGCCACAAACCAAGCGCUUGAAGAAGUUCGCCAAGAGGCAUUUGCGCAACCCUCUCCUCCCCCAAGGCGUGCGAGGUUGCAUCGCUAUGAAGGUGUUACUAUACCCACUUCUCAAAUUCCUUUCAACUGGGACUGCAUGAGCACUUCGCAGACCUCGUCGGGACGCAGUCGUGGCAAUGGAGAGUCGAGUAGUCGACCAAGACGCUCACGUAGAUGAAUGCUCCAUCUCAUACAGACCAUGCUGGGCAUGGCUAGUAGCUACUGGUGCGAGG